AAAAGUCAAAAGCUCAGCAGCUUUCAAAACAAAGAAGCUUCGCGUAAGCCAUCAAAGAAACAGUCACGUCACACAAUUCUCAACACCAAACACCAAGUGAACACAUCCGAACGCAAUCGCAGCGAUGGGAUCCCAAAUGUUUGAACGUAUUCGAUUGCGGGAGUUGGCCGAGGCCCAGGCACGGGCCUGUCGGGUGCCGCUUCAUCUGCAGCCGCAGAUCGUGAAUAUGGGUGACUACACGGCGCAGUAUCCACCGACUGCCCAAAUUCAAGGACGCUCGGGACGCAUUCGUCGGCUGGUGACUGGCGUCCCAAGGAUCACCGUCAGCGGCCGUGCUAAUUACAGUCCAUUUUCGGGUGAAUCCAAGCAACUGGUGACGGCUCUCACUUUAGCAGCAGCCAAAACUGCUGCAGCAGAGGCUGCGGCAAAGGCAGCGGCAGAGGCAGCUGCAGCGGCAGAGGCUGCGGCUCCACGUCCGGCUAGAGCUCCAGCCGGUGCCCAGAUGAGGAGGGAUUUUCCGCCUCGAGUGGCAGGACACGCCCGCCGAGGUCAGCCCCCUGUGACAAAGGCGAGCCAACUGAAGACCCCACUGGCUAGGCCAGUGCCCAACAAGAAGAUGCCGCGCACUGAAGCUAGCAACCUGCGGGUGCUGGAGAAUAGCACCGUCACCACAGGAGAAAAUGGUGACACCGGCGACCUGACCGAUCAGAACAGUGGGACACAUGCCCAGGGGUUGGCGGAGGUGUCAAGAACCAGCUUCACGUACUUUGGGGGGCCGGAUGACGACGUCGACGGCCUUUUGACGGAAUAUCGCUUUCACGCCGGACCCGCGGCCAGUCGUGGCUCCUUUCAUUCCGACAAAGCCUACGAUGCCGUUAUCAAUAGCACUGGUGAUGAGACGCCUGCGCCCGCGAGUAGCGACGUCCCAAUUGCCUCGGCCUUGUUGGUCGCAUCUGACCAAGCGGCCGUGGAGGCGUUAACGGAGAGCUACCAGAAGCUGAACGAGAUGGUCGUAGAGCUCAACCCGUACGUGAACAGCUCAAAGAAGACCACUUACGAGCAGCUGGCAGCCGUGUCCUCCGUCCCCCCAAAGGACCAGAAGAAAAUACCGAAGCCGUUAGCUGCCCAUCUCAAAAAGGAGCUCCAGACGCUGACAUUGAUGAACAGACGGAUGCAGUCCAAUCUUAAGAUCAUCAUCGGUCCGCUAGACCGCACUGAAGCAGGAGGCCCACCCCAGAUACUCCCGAAACCCUCGACCAAGAACACCACCGGCGGCAAGGCCAAAGAGGCCAAGGGCUACGAGUCCUCGAGCAGCUACUACACGCCAUCCACCAGCUUCAGAUCCAUGCGCCCCAGUCUCGAGAAGAGUGUGGCCAUCAGGAAAAUAGAAUACCGGCACGUUGAGAAUAAGCCAAUGAUGAUGCAGGAGCCUCGCAUCAUCGCCAAGGCCCAGUCGUUCGGCAUGAUCGAGGAGUACAAUCUGCAGAUGAAUAGCAUGAUGGCAACAGAGAGUCUGAAGCCCGAUCCAGAUAGCGAUCUUGAUACCGAUACCGAUUCAGAUAACGAAAUGGAUCAGGGGAUCCCACUGCUGCCUACUCCGGCUCCUGUUGCUGAUUCCAAUGCUGAUUCUCGACGUGCAGGUGCUGCCGCCUACUCCGAUCUAAUACAAGAGAUGAGCCCCUUGUGCCGCAUCGCGUUCGAGAACCUGGGCAAAAAUUCCAGCUUGCUGUUGGGUCAGCUCCGUCCCCUGGUGAAUGAGGCCCGAUCCAUUUACGACAAAGAAAAGGACAGCUUGGCUCGUUCCGUGUCCGACCUGGCGAUGGGAUCCAUUCAAUCGGCAUCGAUUGGCAGUUCGGACGCGGAGUCACCAUUUUGCGAAUUUUUGGCCUCAUUGUAUUCGGGGGCGACAAGCUUGACCUUCGAUGGCAUCCUUACCCCGUCGAUGGCUUCCUGCUUGUCCACCACUGGCAUCUCGACCCCGUCGAUGGUGACAUGCUUGACCCCAAAUGGAGUCUCGACCCCGUCGAUGGAGACAUGCUUGACCUCCAAUGGCAACUCGACGCAAGCGCCCGAGCAUAAGGCCGACAUUGGACUAACUUCGAAGAUGGUGGAGCGGCUACUGGUGACGGCGCUAUCCUCUCUACCCAUUCCCACGCAGGUGCAUUCCGGCACGCAGACAGAGAUUCCAAGGGAUCGGUCACCGCCAGCCACACCACGACGCUCUAGUCUCAUGGCCAAGAAUUGGAAGUCACGUUUGUUAGGGGGGCGCGCAGAGCUUUCAAAACUGCCGCCCCCUGAAAUACGUGCCUCGACGCAGCACCUGGUAGUCCAUAACAAGGGUGUACAGAUUUUCAAGAAAGUCCUGGUGGGGACUUUACAGGUGUUCCUGUUCAUCAUGCUGAUCUUGGUCUGUGUCUAUCCGGAGAUACGGUGCCUCAAGAGCUGACGUUCCAUGAUUUUACUGAUGAUUCUUAAAUGUUUUUUCAAAAUUGUUGCGUGUUGAAGAAGGCACUGGCUUCUCAACGUUUCGUUUCAAUGCGGUUAUCAAAAUUAUGUUUUUUAGUUUUCGUCUUUGCAGACCCACUCAAACAGACACUGGAUCCAGAGCGACAGAUCAAUGUUAAUAAAUAAAUUUCUUGUGUACUAAAUCGUA
This is a messenger RNA of Drosophila persimilis, 2653 nucleotides long. RefSeq lists its product as uncharacterized. NCBI's taxonomy places the organism in Eukaryota, Metazoa, Arthropoda, Insecta, Diptera, Drosophilidae. The coding region runs from base 125 to 2446 and encodes 773 amino acids. The transcript is spliced from 2 exons. The record is from RefSeq and is a predicted model, not a curated record.